UAUGAUCUAUGAAGGUGCUGUCAGUGUCAGUUGGCCUUUCAAUGUGUUUAUAUGAUGGCUUUUUAUGAAGGAAUUGGACUUGGCGUGACAACUGAUAGGCAAACAGUUGUGUUGGACAUCGGAUAUGCGUAUACGAAGUAUGGAUUCACAGGUGAAGCAGCACCAAGGGGUUUUAUACGAACAGAAGCUGCACUUCCAGAAAACAAGUCCAGGGUUAAGAUAUUUGAUCAUCUGCAGGAUGAUAAGCUUUACGAUUUGCUUGUGGAGUUUAUACACCAUCUGUACUUCAGGAAGCUGUUGGUGAGCCCGAAGGAUCGGCGUGUAGUAAUCGUUGAAUCUCUCUUGUGCCCAACAAGUUUUCGAGAUACUUUGGCUAAGGUCUUCUUCCGGCAUUUUGAUGUGGCCUCGCUGUUGUUUCUACCAUCACAGUUAGCAGCUCUCUGUACACUGGGCACCGAUACAGCACUCCUUGUAGAUUUGGGGUAUCGCGAAGCCACUGUCGUCCCAGUGUAUGCAGGUGUUCCAGUGCUUCGUGCUUGGCAGGCACAACCUAUAGCAGGAGAGGCAGUGGAGAGGCGCAUCAGAGAGCAACUUGCAGCAAGUGAAGGUAGCCCCUGUGACCUGAGCAGUGAGCAAAUUGAAGACAUUAAGGUUAGAACUUGCUUCGUGACAACACUGGAACGCUCUCAAAAGCUAAGUGAAGUAAAACCACCCCCUUCCGUGGACUACCCAGUGGCAUGUGGACGCCAUAUUACUGUUCCUGGCAACUUGCGUGAAACUGCUUUUGAAGUUUUGUUUGAAGAGGAUGGUGACCAGUUGUCUCUGUCCAAUCUCAUAUUGGAUGCUAUACUGGAGUGUGCAACAGAUGCUCGUCGGCCGCUAGCAGAAAAUAUCUUCAUUGUUGGUGGGACAGCAAUGGUACCUGGCCUCCGUGCCAGGUUACGGGAUGAAAUGAGACAGCUUUUGGGUUUGGAGCGUUAUGCCAGUAAGCUUUCAUUGCCAAAUCUGAAAUUUCACAGAGCCCCUGCCAAAGAAAAUUAUGCUGCAUGGCUUGGAGGUGCAAUAUUUGGUGCAACAGACUCCUUGGUGUCACGGUCCCUGACGAAGGAGUCCUAUAUGAAGACCAACUGUGUUCCUGACUGGGCUAAUUUAUACUACAACAGGCCUUCAUCAGAGCAGAUGUGCCUCUAAAAACAAAUGUUCAUCUACUAUUUUGGCUGUGUCCUAACUUUUAAUUCAUAUAGCUACUAUACAUAAUUUAAUUUGUAUAACAGAGUAAUACAUUGUCAAUCAUUUGAAAUUAUGAUUAAUACAAUCUUACUGCAAAACAUAUUCUUUCCUAAGGCCCUGAAGUGAAGUCACAUAAUUAAAAAGUGACAAAUUCAUCAACCAAGUUGUAUAAUUAUUUUGAAUUUUUUGAAGCUCAUAAAUCCAUUGAGCUAUUUUGAUUUUUUGAAUUUUUUCUACUCAUGUUUUUAUUUUUCUGUGGUACAGCACCAACAACAUUGCUCGUGAUCUCAGUACCUGCAUUGGUCACAAGAUAAUCUUUAACUCUUGAUUUUAGUUAUGGCUAUUGUGCCUUCAUGUUGGGAUGACAGUGUAUUAUUGGCAUUAAUCAAAAGAUGCAGCAUGUAAAAUUUUGCAGUUCUACUAGUAGAUAUAUCCUUUCUCCCCAACUUCACAGAAGCUCUCCUUGGCUGCCAUGGCAUGGUGCUAAUAGAUUAGGCUCAUAAGGGGCAAAUCAUCACUAGGGCGUACUAAUGAAAUCCAUUGACAAGGCUGUGGCAGGCUGUCAAGUGCAAGCAUUAUGGAGAAAAUUGUACAAACAGAUGUUUUUGUUUCAAGGCGAUGCUCUACAUCAUUCUGCACAGGACACACAUAUGCCACUUCUUUGGGCUUUCAGAUUUUGCCUUACCUUCUUAUUCUCCUGACAUGGCACCUAGUUAUUUCUUCGUCUUUCCUCUCAUGAUUAAACCAUUGCAUGGCAGGCAUUUCCAGGAUGACAAGAAGGUGAUUUUAGUGAUGGAAUGUUUCCUCAACAGCCAAAAUCCAGGCUUCAACAAUCAAGGUAUAUGUCAUGACAUACAUUGCGUGAAAAAAUGUCACAUUGAAGAGUAAAUACAUAGAGGAAUAAAACCAUGACUGAAUUUCAA
Molecule: messenger RNA, 2153 nt
Organism: Schistocerca americana (American grasshopper)
Lineage: Eukaryota; Metazoa; Arthropoda; Insecta; Orthoptera; Acrididae
Gene: Arp10
Product: actin-related protein 10
Exons: 8
Coding region: 52-1191 (379 amino acids)
Biological process (GO): retrograde axonal transport of mitochondrion
Source: RefSeq, a predicted model, not a curated record